Molecule: messenger RNA, 440 nt
Organism: Acanthoscelides obtectus
Lineage: Eukaryota; Metazoa; Arthropoda; Insecta; Coleoptera; Chrysomelidae
Source: the annotation of a GenBank genome assembly
UUUGAAAUUAUUGUUACAACUCCUAUGCCAACAUCAGGGGCUGAGCGAAAUUUCUCUACAUUGAAAAGAAUCAAGACCUUUCUUCGAAAUACUAUGACCCAGGAUCGCCUUACAGCGUUGUCGAUGCUGUCUAUUGAAAAGGAAUUUAUUUCGACCAUGGAAAAUUUCAACGGGAAGGUGAUCGACAAAUUUGCUGCCAAGAAGGAGCGCAGGAUCGAACUGACAUAUAAAAAAUAGGUAAGUUCAGAUUUGCAGAACACCUGUUUUAUUUUGCCACGAGCCGCCACUGCAUCUGUGGCUUUGAUGACUCAAGUAUCUCAACACAUCAGCAUGGUAGGGACGGGCAUAGAUAACCAGUUAAUUGAACACCUGAUUUUUUAAACUUAAUUAACUGUACUGUGAAAUAAUUUCAUUUGUUUGUUUACCAACAGCGAUAUGUA